AUGUCGUGUGAUGUGUCUGUAGAAGGAAAAGCAUUAGCACCUCUUUUUUCAGACUUACAACGUCGAAACGAGACAAGGCAUAUUAAUCACACCCAAGAUGUGUAUUAUUGUGUGAUGACAUCCAAUCGACGCUCAGACACGCCAGCAGUCUCAACAGAGUGUCCCUAUCGGCACCAUAAGGACUUUUACAGGGACCAAGGAGCGAGCAGUCCGGUUCGCGAACUGUUACAGCGUCGCCCGUCAGAGGAGUACGAAAAGGGAUUUUUGUACGGAAUGUUUGGACAAUACAUUUUAGUGUCCGAAACUGCGGAAAGUUUCAAAUUAAUUGUAAGAAACUUUAAUCACAAAGUGAGUGUGAAAUGUCACACUCAAAAGUUGGGGCUCUGGGACCCCCCAUUCACCCCGUGGCUUCUCCAAAAAUGCGGAAAGUUUCAAAUUAAAUGUAAGAACUUAAAUCAAAAGGACCCAACUUUCCUUCCCCAACAUUCACAGGGAACUCAGACGCCAGGCAGCUCAAGUUAUCCAGGGGACUACUGGCCUUCUACGGACCCAAGGAACAAGCAGUCCUUCCCGGAUCCUGCAGCGUCGCCAUCAGAGGAAGACGAAAAGGGUUUUGUACAGACGCACCAGGAGUCGAAAAUUCUCGAAGAAAACGCGGUGACGAAGCAACAAGAGGGAUUCGAACCGAGGACCGCGUGUCUCCCCGACUCGAAGGACAAGGAGGAGAGCAACUUCGACAGUCCUGGAGGAAGGGUUUCCAAAUCAGAGAUUUCCUCCCCGUCGCAUCAACACUAUGGUGCCGACCGAGAUAACAUAUCAGCAGAAAAGCGAAAUCCGAGCAUGCCUUUCCCUGCUUCACCAAGUGCCGAAGAACAUCAAUUCAAGUCACACGAGCAUCCGCAGGCCACAGAUCCCCAGCCAAGCCGCGCACCAACCAAGCUUGCUCUCGAGGCGUCCAAGAGGAAGAGUGAUGGGGAGACUUAUCAGGAGACACUACACAAGAAGGCCAGAAAGUCCUCGGGUCUACCUAAUUUGGGGAACACGUGCUAUAUGAAUAGUGUUCUGCAGUGCUUAUAUCACACGACAGAACUCACUGAAUUCUUACUUUCCGAAGACGGCCGUAGCAACACCAAUGCAGGUCCUGUCACAAAGGCUUUUACCGAACUACUGAAACGGAUGAUGAACAACGCAAAUCCAAAAUUUGAAUUACGUGAAUUAAAGCGGGUGGUCGGAGAGCGUGACCCCGAGUUCGCUGGUUCAAGGCAGCGGGAGGCCCACGAUUUCCUGGCGAUGAUGCAGACUUGGCUUAGCAAGGAGCUCGAGGAGGACACCGAAGAUUUGAAAAUCAAGGAUAUAACGAUUCCCAAUCUUCGUCCUUCGUUUCCAGUCGAGUUGUUCAACGGCAUUCACUGUUCAACGUUCAUAUGUGAGAGGAAGAACAGGGUGUUCCUCAGAAAAUAUGAACCUUUCAGUAACCUGACUUUAGCUGUGACUAGUAUGAGCAGUAACAUGGAGGACGUCUUGAAGAGGUAUUACGAGAGCCAGAUGAUUACGUGGACUUGUAAAUUAUGCCAAGAGGACCACGAGUGUCGCCAUGACACUAGGAUAUAUCGCCUGCCGCGUGUGCUGAUAGUGCACUUUAGUAGAUAUAACUUGUCCGCCAUUGGUACGUCGAGGAAGGCUGUAGUGUACUGUCCCCCCGUCCUUAAAUUGGAUUCUUAUCUGCACUCUGACGUUAAGAGAGGACAGGAGUACGAGCUGUAUGCUUCCUGCACCCACCAAGGCAGGAUGACUGGCGGCCACUACAUAGCCCACCACAUGGACCCAUCUGGCAAGUGGACCCUUUUCGACGACUCUUAUGUUAAGCAUGAUGUUGAGGCCAACAUCGAUAAAGCCCACAUUCUGUUUUACCGCGCCAGACGAAUGGACUUGGUGACGCAUCUUAGCGAGCUCGGUCCUCAGUCGUAAUGUUUUGGUCGGGUUGCAUGCUUCGUCGCCCGCUUGGGAAGGAAAAUACUCUCCCUGGCACUCGAUUUUGAAGUUCUGGCGAGGAUAAAAGACUCCUGAAGGAAAUUGCUUCGUUCGUCUCUCCUGGGAAGGAAAAUACUCCCUGGCACUCCGAUUUGAAGGUUCUGGCGA
Messenger RNA from Penaeus vannamei (Pacific white shrimp), 2139 nucleotides. Lineage: Eukaryota; Metazoa; Arthropoda; Malacostraca; Decapoda; Penaeidae. The record is from RefSeq and is a predicted model, not a curated record.